AUGAAGGUUCAUAUUUAUUUCUUAUUCUUAUCCAUUUGGACAAUCAGUUGCUUAAAUAUAAACCACAUCAAUGAAUCAUCUACUGCCAGAACCACAGGUACGUUUGUAAAAACUACGGUCUCUACAGAAGAAAAGAUGGACGAUUUUAGGAAACGCUUGCUGGGCUUCAUAGUUGGAAUAAUGAUCAUAACCUUUACCUUUACCUGCUUUUGUUUACUGCAUUAUAACUGCAUGAUCGAGGAGGUCCAACCACCAGGAGGGCUCAACAAAGAAAAUAUGGAAGCUAUAUCAUCCUGGGUAUCCAAGGUAUCAGCUUGUCAACCUGAUAUAAUAACUGAGGACAUUCUAGAAACUCAACCUCUGCUGUUAAAUUCAGACCAAAAGGCUGAGCCCUCAUGUCAAGAAAACCUAUCUAUGCCAAACGAUACAAUAAAACCAGAUGAGCCUUCAAGUCUAGAAAAGCCAUGCAUACCCUCCAACCCACAAAAUUCAAUGAGAUGUACAAAUACUGAUAAGUCAUCCAUGAAAUGCAGUGUAAAAACAUCAAACAGACAAUUCAAUACAAAAAGGUCAACCAAGUCGUCAAAUCCCCAAAGAUUACAUAAGCCAUCUAGCCUGAAUAAGUCCUAUAAGAAACACAGCCUUAAAAAAUUGCAGAAGCUCGCCCAUACCUGUAAAUUGUCCUGCUCUGAGAUGCAAGCCGUACCACCCUGGCUAACCAUUAUGAAAACGUCAGCUGCUCUAGCCACACACCCUUGCCAAUCAGUCUCCAAUAAUCAACUUGUGUCCACCAAACCAUCUAGAAGGAGACCAAACCUGGCACGUGGAAGCCAUGAUCAAAAAAAGUCAAUGAGUACAGGAAAGGCUGUGUUACACGGGAAGCAUUCAUCAUUCACACUUUGCCAAUAUUAUAAGGAAAAAUGUCUUACUUGUAAUCCUGAAUUUCUUCUCAAAGAUCUUGCGGGGUCAAAAAGGGAGCAUGCUGGAAAUCCUUAUGCUUCAAAGACAAUGAAGCCAUUUCCCAAGUCCUUUUAUGAAGCAGAGUACAAAUACACUGAAAGAGCGUACAAGUACAAAUGUUAUAAAGAUAAUGAGAGUAACGAGACUACGAAAACAUGUGACAGUGAAGACAGUGAUACAGAGGUAGUCAUUAUUUGUGACAGAAGUCAUGAAGAUGAUUACAUGGCUAAAAGCAUCUCAAGUUACUAA
This is a messenger RNA of Chionomys nivalis (European snow vole), 1209 nucleotides long. It is a transcript of the gene CXHXorf66, whose product is annotated as chromosome X CXorf66 homolog. The coding region runs from base 1 to 1209 and encodes 402 amino acids. The transcript has 3 exons. The record is from RefSeq and is a predicted model, not a curated record. Lineage: Eukaryota; Metazoa; Chordata; Mammalia; Rodentia; Cricetidae.